CUCCUCUCCUCUCCGCUCCUCUGUGAAUGAACAGCCUGUUUAACAUUCCUACCAACGUCAGCAGCUGAAGGUGGAUCACUGCGAGCAGCCUGAGCCUAUAAAUCCCUGCUGCAGCGCGCUGCCUCUUCAAGAUCACGCUGCAGGUUGGAACAGAGGCAGGAAAGAGAGCGGAUUCACGGGUCUGCAGAGGAACAGUGUUAGAGUCUAAUUUUGGGGACAUUGAAUCCCGCCGUGUGACGCACCGGCCCCUAAGCGCGCGCUCGCUCGCAGGUGGAUGCUGAGUUGGAGAUGUUUCCUCUGGUCCAGUUCGGGGUGCUGUCGGCUCUGGCCACCGCGCUCACCUCGCUGCUGUCUGCGCUCCUGCUGCUGGUUCUGACCCGGCAGCUGUGGAGCCUCCGCUGGAGCCUGACCCGGGACAAGGAGAGCAGCCUGCCGCUGCCGAGGGGCUCCAUGGGCUGGCCGCUGGUCGGGGAGACCUUCCACUGGCUCUUCCAGGGCUCUAACUUCCACAUCUCCCGUCGGGAACGUCACGGAAAUGUGUUUAAGACCCACCUCCUCGGGAAGCCUCUUAUCAGAGUGACGGGCGCAGAAAAUAUUCGCAAGAUCCUGCUCGGGGAGCACAACCUGGUCUGCACCCAGUGGCCCCAGAGCACACGCAUAAUCCUGGGGCCCAACACCCUGGUCAACUCUGUGGGAGAUUUACACAGGAGGAAGAGGAAGAUCCUGGCCAAGGUGUUCAGCCGGGCAGCUCUGGAAUCCUACCUGCCACGGGUGCAGGACGUGAUCAAGACAGAAAUCUCCAAAUGGUGCUCCGAGCCCGGCUCCAUCGACGUCUACAGCGCUGCCAAGUCCCUGACAUUCCGCAUCGCCGUCCGGGUCCUGCUAGGCCUGCAGAUGGAGGAGGAGCGCAUCGUUUACCUGGCCAAGAUCUUUGAGCAGCUCAUGAACAACCUGUUCUCGCUCCCCAUCGACACGCCUUUCAGUGGCCUGCGAAAGGGUGUAAAGGCCAGAGAAAUCCUCCACGCCAACAUGGAGAAAAUUAUCGAGGAGAAGAUGCAGCGGCAGCAGGUAGAUGAUGACUAUCAAGAUGCCUUUGACCUCAUGCUCGCUGGUGCCAAGGAGCAAGGCCAGGAGCUCAACAUCCAGGAGCUCAAGGAAACAGCCGUCGAGCUGAUCUUUGCUGCCCACUCCACCACAGCCAGCGCCUCCACGUCGCUGGUUCUUCAGCUCCUUCGCCACCCAGCGGUGGUGGAGAAGGCCCGAGCCGAGCUGGAGGCUGAGGGUCUCAGGUGUCAGCCUGACCAAAACCCGCCCACUGUCACAGUGGAAAAGGACCAGGAGCCUGCAGAGACGGAGAUGACCUGCCUGCUGAAGGCCAACGGCCAGUCGGGCAGUGGUUCUUCUCGCCCUUGUGUUCCCUACCUGAGCCUGGAAAAGCUGAGCCAGCUCCGCUAUCUUGACUGUGUGGUGAAAGAGGUUCUCCGCUACCUGCCGCCGGUCUCCGGGGGAUACCGCACAGCCCUGAAGACCUUCGAACUAGAUGGCUAUCAGAUCCCUAAGGGUUGGAGUGUGAUGUACAGCAUCCGGGACACCCAUGAGACCGCCCCGGUCUUUCAGAACCCGGAGCAGUUCGACCCUGAGCGGUUCAGCCCUGAGCGGGACGAGAGCCGCUCGUCUCGGUUCAGCUACGUGCCUUUUGGCGGCGGCGUGCGCAGCUGCGUCGGGAAGGAGUUGGCACAGAUCAUUCUCAAGACUCUGGCCGUGGAGUUGAUCGAGACGUGCAAAUGGACCCUGGCUUCGGAGAAGUUUCCCAAAAUGCAGACAGUCCCGAUUGUGCACCCGGUAAAUGGGCUCCACGUACGUUUCUCCUACAGCUACUCGCUUUAGAUACGCUCCAAACGGGACUGUAAGACUUUCCAGAACAAAGCUCACCCAGCUGGUAAAUUCAAGCUCUGAACUCUCCCGUCAUUCAUCCUUUCAUCUCCUCAGACAUGACUGCUAUCCUGCAGCGCUUCUUCAACAACAUCCUUUAUUUGCAUCUUAAUUUAUUUAUAUAUGUUGCCUUUUACCUGCAGAAGAAGUCGGUUUUCCCUUUUGUUGGAUUGAAAGCACAUAAGCUAAAGUUUCUGUUCAGAAACGAACAGUUCUCUCCAUCCUGUCCCCUUUCUAUUGUCUGUAAAUUAGUUUUAAGUUAUUUUCCAUAUCAAAAUAAGCCAUCAAGUCAAUAGUUUUAAUGCUUUUUUACUUUCUGCUUCUCUGUAACUUCUUCAUCAUUGAACCAGCUAAUCUAUUUAAUAUAACCGGCAUCAGGUUGGUUAAUUUUAGUCUAAGCUAAUGUUUGUCUGUCGUGUAAUCUGAGUUUUACUGCGAGGUGCUGGAUGUGCUCCACAGAAAGACUCGGCUCUCAUCAGAACGUCUUAGAGCCUGAAAGUUUCAGAUAAAACUGGAAUAUUUUGAGCAACGUUUUCCUGAUUCUGGAGAAAUGAGGCGGUAAACGUUGCUGCUGCGUUGAUGUGUGGCUCUGGGAGCCGCUGCUGCUGGGGUCAGGGACGUAACGCGUCUACUUUUCAAAUGUCCUGUUUCCUUUUUAAUGAAUGUUUCUUAGAUCUGUUAUUGUGUGUGUAUUAAAUGAAGUAGUGUUCUGAAUAAGCUGUAUUUAAAAUGAGAUACUAACCUUUAAUGUAAAACCAUUUUUUUUUUAUCUUUAGGAACCUUUUUAUUUUGAGUCAGAUUUUCAUUAUUGCUGUUGUUACUGGAGGACUGUUAGCCUGUUAGCAUGCUGUGAAAAGCUACAGAUGGAUUUAUGGAAGGAGAUAGCACUUUCUCCACUUUAAGGAGUCUGUAUAUACCGUAGCAUCUUAGUUCUUCAUUGAGAGGUUUAGAUUUAGCUGCUCGACCAAUUUGAGCUGAUUGAAUCAGAGGAUGUCUAACAAAGUUCUGCAUUAGUCCAUGUGCUUUUAUUUAUGUUAAAGAUGCUUCCCUUCCCGCGCGUACGCUGUACCAUUUUUCCAUUUUUGCACGCAGCUACAGCUCAAACUGUACGACGAGGGUUUAAAAGUUCUCAGCUCACGAUGUUUGUUCUCUCACUGUGCGAUCCGACGCUCUGAUGCGAUCUACCUGCUCACACUGUACGUCUAAA
Molecule: messenger RNA, 3139 nt
Organism: Cyprinodon variegatus (sheepshead minnow)
Lineage: Eukaryota; Metazoa; Chordata; Actinopteri; Cyprinodontiformes; Cyprinodontidae
Gene: cyp26c1
Product: cytochrome P450 26B1
Exons: 7
Coding region: 289-1887 (532 amino acids)
Biological process (GO): sterol metabolic process
Molecular function (GO): monooxygenase activity; iron ion binding; oxidoreductase activity, acting on paired donors, with incorporation or reduction of molecular oxygen
Source: RefSeq, a predicted model, not a curated record